Molecule: messenger RNA, 558 nt
Organism: Melampsora larici-populina 98AG31
Lineage: Eukaryota; Fungi; Basidiomycota; Pucciniomycetes; Pucciniales; Melampsoraceae
Exons: 5
Coding region: 1-558 (185 amino acids)
Source: RefSeq, a predicted model, not a curated record
AUGAUGAAAUCAUUCAAAUUAUCUAUCUCAUCAUUCUCUAUCAUACUAUUCAGUAAUAGUUUAACAUUGGUUUCUUCCUUAAGAAUCACUUAUCCAACUCAAGAUACUGUAUUGAAUUUCAACAUACCGAAUAAUAUCACUUGGGAAUAUUUACCUACUGAUCCACUCUUCUUUGAUAUCCAACUUUUGAAUACUAACUCGAACUUGUCGAAUUCUUCAAAUGGGUUUGCAAUCACUAUGAAAGAAUCACAAUCUAGCCCAACAGGAUUUUUUACUUUACCUCUAAAUAGCUCUUUGAUAAAUGGAUCAAAUUAUCAAUUCCUUUUGAUUUCUUCUAACGCUGCUCUUCCUGGUAUACUUGCACAAUCCCCUAAAUUCAUCAUUUCUAACUCAAAUUCAACUUUGGUAAAACAAACUUCGACAAAUAAUUCAAUACCAUUAACAAAUUCUUAUAAACCAAGUGAUGAUGCAGAUUCGAGCUCUACUUCUAUUUUAUCAAAUUCAAAUCAUUUCACUUUGGUGUUUUCUUUCUUUGUUUUUUCAAUGUUUUUGAUUUGA